This is a messenger RNA of Lates calcarifer (barramundi perch), 1875 nucleotides long. RefSeq names its product putative nuclease HARBI1. NCBI's taxonomy places the organism in Eukaryota, Metazoa, Chordata, Actinopteri, Centropomidae. Bases 473 to 1594 code for a protein of 373 amino acids. The transcript has 2 exons. The record is from RefSeq and is a predicted model, not a curated record.
GCAGUUUAAGCACGUGUCAGAAAUGACCUCAUUCAGAUUUACAACAUUAAGGUGGCAUAAAUCACAACUGUAAUAAAUACAUGACAUUUCAAGAAUGUCAUGUAUUUCUUACAGAGAGGGAAAGCAACAAACCAGGAAACAACAUGGACUUGAAAGCCCUGGACUGUCACACAAGUCAAGGGGGCAGUGCUUUGAGGACUGUGGCAUAAAGAGACACACGGUUUACAAAAUGUAAAAAUAUGUAAAUAUAUAUAUUUAUUUGUUUAAAUUAAGCUGAAUGUGUUUGUGGUUUUACUCUUGUCCACUGGGUGGCGGUAACACACAGCUUUGCAGACUGCUUAAGCAUGAAAGAAGAAGACCGUGCUUCCACGACAGUCGUCACUUGUUAUUAUUUCUCCGGUAAUCUUUGUCGGGCCUACUGCCAGAGUUACACGUGUGUGUGUGUGUGUAAACACAUCGCAGUAGUAAACAAAUGGCCUUUGCUCUCCCGGUGUGGCUCGCGGUCCAGGAGGAACUCCUCGGACACGGCGACGCAGACUUUGGGACUUCGAGCUGUUUCGACGAUUUCGACGACGAAGCUUUGUUCCAGAUGUUCCACCUCACCAGAUCCUGCAUCGCUUUCAUCACAGAUGCCGUCCGCAUCCGCAUGUGGACGGUCACUCAGGACAAACCCACGUCGCCCGUGGACGUGAUGGUCAUGGUGGCGCUCAACUAUUACGCACACGGAGCCUCUUCCGUCGCCGUCCUGCAGAGACUCGGGUCGAGCUUGGCGGAGUCCUCCCCGACCAUCAUAGGCACAAUCUCCGGGGUCAUCGCGGGGAUGGCUGAUCAGUUCAUCUCAUUCCCGCUGACCCGGGACGCCAAAGCCAGCGUCGCCUCCAGGAUAAAGAAAGUCUGCGGCAUCCCCGAUGUGCUGGGCGUCCUGGCUCCAGCUCACUUCAAAAUCCGAGCCUCUCCCUAUGAGAAGAACACUUUCAGGUCUUUUGUCAACACCUUGGGUUACACGUCGAUCGUGAGCCAGAUCAUAUGCGACUCCGACGGCAACAUACUCAGCCUUGAGAAAUGUUGUGUGGGCAGCACCUUUGAGCAGGAAAUGUGGGACACGUCGUUCAGGGGAAGGGAGAUCGAGAAAGAGUUGCACGGACCCUAUUGGGUUAUUGGUGGGAAAGGCUACCACUUGAGCAAACACGUCUUGACUCCUGUGUCAGAACCUGAGAACGACAGUGAGACCCGCUUCAAUGAGGCCCAUGCAAAGAUCCAAGACGUCAUGCGGACAACGCUCGGCUCCCUGAAGAGGCGUUUCAGGUGUCUGAUGCAACUUGGUUUUGCGCAAGAAACCUCUUUGGACAAAAAGUCAAACAUUAUCAAGGCGUGCUGCGUCCUGCACAACAUCGCCAAGAAGUUCUCUGUCCCUCCCCCACCCGCAGCCGGGAAAAUUGAACCCCUGCAUCCGGGGAAGCAGCAUUCUGCAUCAGAAAAGAUCGACCCUGAGGCCCUAACAGCCAGACAGAAACUCAUCUCCGAUAACUUCACUUUAGUCUCCAGUAGCCAGGACCCAUCUGGUAACAACGUCACAGAGGAGGAUAGAGGAUAACUCAUAGAGGAUAACUGACAUACUGAUACAUGGAGGACAAACACUGGAACUAAAGCUCAGCUUACGAUGCAAGAUGUAUUCAAAGUUUUGGGCUCGUUGCUUUUCUGAUACUGUUCAGUUUGACACUAAUGUGCACACUGGGUUUUUCAUCUUGUUUGCAGACUUUGUAAAAACACAUUCAGAUAUUUUUGUUACUACUAAAUAUUUAAUGUCUUGUACAAAAGGAAAAUCAGUCUUUUCUACUUACAUUUAUUUUUGUUAAUAAAUGUAAUUUGAAAACA